CUCCUUAUCAGAAUUUAUUGUUUGUUUUCCUCCCUCCCCUUUCUAACCAUAAAAUGGCUGCAAAUCAGCCCAUAUCUGUUCUUACAUCAAACCGCACUCAAUUGCAUGAAGUUACUCGGCGUUCUGCCAAUUUCCAUCCAACCAUUUGGGGUGACUAUUUUCUACCUUAUUCUUCUCGACAAAAGGAAGCAAACACACAAGAACAGCAAGAACAUCGGAUACUAAAGGAAAAGGUGAAGAACAUGCUUGUAGAGGCUCCACACAUUUCUUCCCAAAAAUUGGACUUGAUUGACAAGCUCCAACGCUUAGGAGUGAGUUAUCAAUUUAAAAAGGAGAUUGAAGCAACAUUGCAACACGUAUUCGAAGCCCACCACGAAUUCACCGGGGAAAAUGAAAACGAUCUUCAUGUGGUCUCUUUGCAGUUUCGACUACUCAGACAAGAAGGGUAUCAUGUACCUAGCUAUGAAUUUGAAAGGUUCAGGGAUAAUGAUGGUAAGUUUAAGGAAUCAUUAAUCAACAAUGUACAAGCUAUGCUGAGUUUGUACGAAGCGUCGCAUCUUAGAGUGCAUGCAGAGAAGAUUUUGGACGAGGCACUAACAUUUACCACUUCUCACCUUGAAUCCAUGCUACCAAGCUUAACCAAUCCUCUAAGAUUAGAAGUCAGACAGUCACUACAACGACCUUUACACAAAAGAUUAACGAGGAUAGAAGCAAAAAGAUACAUAUCAGUUUAUGAACUUGAUAAAUCACACAAUGUUGUACUCUUGAAAUUUGCAAAGUUAGACUUCAACAUGUUGCAAAAGGAACAUCAAUGGGAGAUAGGUAGUCUCACAAGGUGGUGGAAAGGACUGGACUUCAUAAAAAAACUGUCUUUUGCUAGAGAUAGAUUGGUGGAGUGCUACUUGUGGGCAUUAGGAGUGUACUUUGAACCACAAUAUUAUCUUCCAAGAAAAUUUCUUACUCAAAUUCUUGCACUAGCUACAAUUAUUGAUGAUAUUUUUGAUGUCUAUGGAACCCCUAAGGAGCUCUUGCUUUUCAAUGAUGCAAUCCAGAGAUGGGAUGCGAGUGCUAUAAAUGAAUUACCAAAUUAUAUGGGGGUUUGUUACACUGCCCUUCUUGAUAUUUAUGCUGAAAUGGAAAAAGAGUUAGGUCCAAAAGGUCAAGCAUACCAAGUCAAGUACGCUAUAAUUGAGAUGAAAAAGUUAGUGGGAGCAUACUAUGAAGAAGCUAAGUGGUUUCAUGAUGGUCGUCCACCAAAUUUUGAGGAGUACAUGAAAAAUGCAAUUGCAUCGUCUGGUUAUAUGAUGGUGGCAACUUCUUGUUUAGUAGGUAUAUCAGAAGAUUUUGUGACUAAAGAGGCAUUUAAUUGGGUGACUAACGAGCCAUUAAUUGUUCGAGCUUCAUCAAUUAUUGCUAGAUUAAUGGAUGACAUUGCUGGACACAAGGUUGAGCAGCAAAGAGGAGAUGUAGAUUCAGCCGUUGAAUGCUACAUGAAACAAUAUGGGAAGUCGGAAGAAGAAACUGUCAAAGAGCUUCAAGAACAAAUCACCCGUGCAUGGAAAGACAUGAAUCAAGAAUGUCUCAAACCUACUAUUGUUCAAAUGCCUAUACUCAUUCGAGUUGUCAACCUCGCAAGAGUGAUAGAUUUGCUAUAUAAAGAUAGAGAUAUUUAUACACAUUCCACAACCGAGCUCAAAGCAAUCAUUACCUCUCUAUUGGUUGAUCCGAUUAUGUGAAGAAAAAAAAAAUCAACAAUCUUAAUUUAAUGUGAUUGUGUUUUUAUAUUAUGUUUUUAAAAUUCAACGAUUUACUUUGGAAUGUUUUCAUUGUUGCUUUUGGUGGCAUGGUACGGUGGGUGAAAC
Messenger RNA from Ipomoea triloba (trilobed morning glory), 1862 nucleotides. RefSeq names its product (-)-germacrene D synthase-like. The coding region runs from base 54 to 1736 and encodes 560 amino acids. Gene Ontology annotation, molecular function: magnesium ion binding; terpene synthase activity. The transcript has 7 exons. NCBI's taxonomy places the organism in Eukaryota, Viridiplantae, Streptophyta, Magnoliopsida, Solanales, Convolvulaceae. Gene Ontology annotation, biological process: diterpenoid biosynthetic process. The record is from RefSeq and is a predicted model, not a curated record.